Mytilinidion resinicola is the source of this 2083-nucleotide messenger RNA. RefSeq lists its product as uncharacterized. Lineage: Eukaryota; Fungi; Ascomycota; Dothideomycetes; Mytilinidiales; Mytilinidiaceae. The transcript has a single exon. The coding region runs from base 35 to 2083 and encodes 682 amino acids. The record is from RefSeq and is a predicted model, not a curated record.
AACCUCAGUUAUCCACGCUCCCAUCUCCGUCUCAAUGGACGAGGACUUCGAAGACGACGGCCUUCCGCAGCUCCCAGCAUAUCCUGCCCUUCAACCUCAAUUCUCACACCCUCACAUAAAGAAACGCGGCUACUCAAACAUCAGCGACGCCCCGCACACCUCGAGUGACCCUCCUCUUUUCUCCAGCGACGAUGAGCCCGAAGCUGCAGGCCUCGAGAACUAUGAAGGUCAGCGCAAGAAACAAAAGCAUGCUGGCCCGUGGUGGCGGCAGGCGAACGGGAAGUCGCGUAGACCGGCCAGCAGAAGUGCGAGAGCAGAGGGCUUGGAAAGGAAUUUCGAUAGUGGAGUAUGGAUGAACAGUGAUGAUACGGAGCCAUCGUCUACGGAGGCAUCAUCUGGAGCACUGCACGACGACGAGUGCCAAGACUUUGAUUCUGUUGACUUCGCCCGCCAGACUAAAACUGUUUCAAACGACUCCAGUCACCUUCCACACUCCCUUCACCUUCCGCACACUUCACCAGCCACUUGUCCACAUCUAUUCACCUCUAAUCAUCUUCCACACACGUCGUCCGUCACCUGGCUACAGCAAUCUGCCUCUCGUCGACUUUCGAACACUUCGCUCAUCACUCGAUCAGGUCAAUCCACCUCUCGUCACCUUCCAAACACUUCGCCUGUCACUCGUCCAAGGCCAUUCACAUCGCGCAUCUCUCUCGCCAUGGCUCAGCGACCUGGAUCCUCGUCUGAGUCUCCCGAAUCUACUCCUGAGUACACUCCUGGCUACUACGGUCCCCCUCUUGGCCCUCCACCUGGCUUCCCUGGCUUUGAAGGGUACCCUCCUAGGCAUGGCGGACGUCCGAUUUCAACCGAGUUUGUCUAUGUAACUCCUGGUCACUUCCCUCCACCACUUCGUGUCCGACCGAACAGCGACGACGGCGACCACGAUGACAACAAGAACAUGUUCGAUUGGUCUUUCGAGAGCCGUACAAUUCUGUCCGAUGAAGACCUUCAACCACUUUUCACCGUCAUUCGGAGUCCCAAGUUUGACGAUAAGCCACCCUCGGACGACUGCUUCGAGCCCUUCACGCCAAAGAUCAAGCUUUUCCUCUCACACAACUCCCUCAGCGUCCUGCCAUCACGACUGUGGGACCUCGAGCACCUCACCGUCCUCAGCCUCCGAAGCAAUAACCUGGCCGAGCUACCUUCCGGCGUCGCCAAAUUAGCCAACCUGCGUGGACUCAAUGUCGCCAACAAUAAGCUGCGCUACCUCCCCUGGGAGCUCUCACGCCUGCUGCGCGUCACAGGAAGCCGAAUGAAGCUAAUCCUGACCGGAAACCCGUUCCUGGAGGGCACCUACUUCGACCACAACGCCCAUCUCGAGCUGCUGACGACGCUGGAAGCCGAGUUCCACAAAAAGCCCCAUCCAGACCUCCUCGCCGCCCUGGAGGCCGCAGAGGAUCCAGACCAGGCCCAAAGCCUGGCCUGGCUGCUGAAGGACCAGGAGCAGACCCUCGCCAUCCACAAGGCGCAACAAGACGCAUAUUACACCGAGGGAGCAGACCCGUCGGACGCCUGGAAAGACAUCCGGUUCCGCUUCAUCGCCGCAACACCACCCGCACUCUUUCACGCCGACGGCCGCCAUCUGAAGGGCUCGCCGCCGCAGCCGUCCCAGCUGCCCCCAGAUUGCACGUUCCUGCCCGCCACCGUCCACACGGUCAAGUUCGGCGCUGUCGGCAAGCCGCUCUGGCCGGAGCUGAGGGCGCCAGACUGCUCCCGCGUGCCGUCGCUGCUGGAACUCUCGCUAAGGAAGGCUCUCGAUGUGAUGGCUGUGGAGGAGAUGGCUGGCUUGGCGCCGGGAAUUGAGCGUGCGGUGGCGCUGGCGGCGCAGAAUCGGGCGGACUGUGGGUCGGUUUUGCGGGGGUGCUCGGUGUGUGGAGGGGGGUAUGUGGUGCCGAGGGCGGAGUGGGUGGAGUACUUCCGGGUCGAUGAUUUUGAGGACGUGACGGCGGGGUUCUUCCCGUUCUUGAGGCGGGCGUGCAGUUUUGGGUGCGUGGGGCAGAGGAUGGGGUGGGAAGGGGAGGAGUAG